This is a messenger RNA of Lactuca virosa, 3242 nucleotides long. The record is from the annotation of a GenBank genome assembly. Lineage: Eukaryota; Viridiplantae; Streptophyta; Magnoliopsida; Asterales; Asteraceae.
AUUAAAAAUAAAAUUCUCUCAUUACCUUUUCUUUAACUUUUAUGCAAUGUUAGCCGUUACGUCAUUAAUCUUAAACGUUUAUUACAUAAAUUUAAAUCAAUUUAAAAAGUAAACAGUAAAUAUUACCUUCCCAACAGAGCUUCACAUCCAAAACGAAUAUUAGAAGCUCAAGAACGCAAGCUUUUUUCUCUGCUCCACAAAUUUUCGAUGUUCUUCAAAGAUCACAUUUUGUCUCACUCCAGAUAAGUUUUUUUAGCUCCAUUCAUUUCCUUUGAUGUUUCUCAAAUUUUCCAUUAAGGCAUUUAGAUUAAUAUCGAUUUUCAAGAGAGAGUUUGACUGGUGGUUGCGUACGAAUCAUCAUCUCUCCCUUUAGAAUUUUUUUCCCCUUUUCUUUUCAUAUUUCGAUCUCACAAGCAACAAUAGUGCAGUUUUUGAGAGAAAAAAGCAAGUUGGGAUUUUUAGUUUUGGUUUACGUACAAGUUUGGUUUAAGCUAUUAGAAUCUUAACUUUCACACAGUGAGGGUGUUCUGCGUGAAAUAAUCUUGUGGGUUUGAAGAUAUAUAAUCCAAGGAAACGGGGUCGUUUUGGUUUGUUGUGAGUUUAUUGAUGUUGGAUUUGGAUUAAGCUUUAUAACAUUACUUAUCUUGAAAUAACCAAGCGUUUUCAAGAACUAAUCUUUUUCAGUUCUUGAAGUUUCUCACACAGUGAAGGUGUUUAUGUGUGAAAAUUUCUUGUGGGUUUGGAGAUACGUAAUUGCUAUCUUGAAAAGGCCAAAUGAUUUCAAGAAAUAAGCUUUUUCAGUUCUUGAAGUUUCUCACACACGGUGAAGGUGUUUCUGUGUGAGAUUUUAUUGUGAAUUUGGAGAUACAUUAAUCCAAGGUACAUGGGUCUUUUGGGUUUUAUUACAAGUCGAUUAAUUGAUGUUUAGGAUUUGAAUUAGGAUCUAUAACAUUACUUUGUCUUGAUUCUUGAAAAACCCCACGAUUUUCAAGAAACUUCAUCUUUUUGGUUGUUUAUGUCUUGAGCUAGUUUUGUCAUUAGUUCUACAAUGGGUAAAAAGUCAGGAAAAAAUAAAUACGAUAAUGACACCAUCAUUUUCAUUUCCAUGGCACAAGAACACAAAGAAGAGGGAAACAAAUUAUUUCAAAAGAAAGAUUACGAAGGUGCCAUAUCAAUUUACCAAAAAGCCCUCAAAUUGCUUCCCAAAAACCACAUAACAGUCUCUUAUCUCCAAACCAACAUUGCAUCAUGCUACAUGCAAAUGGGUAUCACCGAAUUCCCAAGGGCUAUUCAUGAGUGUAAUUUAGCCCUUGAAGUUACACCAAAAUAUAGUAAAGCACUUUUGAAACGAGCUAGGUGUUAUGAGGCUUUAGAUAGACUUGAUUUGGCUUUAAAAGAUGUUAAUCUUGUGUUAAAUAUGGAACCAAAAAACAUCAUGGCAAUUGAGAUUGCCCAUAGAGUGAAAUCACUUAUAGAGCCAAAAAAUCUCAUUGUCAAUGAAGAAGAAAAAAGUGAAAAACUUGAGCAUAUGGAUGAAAAAGUGGACAAGAUUGAAGAGAAAGAAACCAAACAUAAGUUGGUUGUUGUGGAUGAAAAAAGUGAAAAACUUGAGCAUAUGGAUGAAAAAGAAGACAAGAUUGAGGAGAAAGAAACCGAAGAUAAGUUGGUUGUGGAUGAAAAAAUAAGCAAAUUUAGCAAAGAAAACAAGCCAAAAAGGAGUAUAAAAUUGGUCUAUGGGGACGAUAUAAGAUGGGCAAAAAUUCCAAUUAAUUGCGAUGUUUUGGAAUUAAGAGAAAUUAUAUUCGAACGAUUUCCACUUUCACGAGCUGUUUUAAUAAAAUAUCAAGAUCAAGAGGGCGAUAUGGUCACAAUUACCACAAACGAAGAAUUAAGAUGGGCGGAAUCACUUUCGGAUCAAACUUCGGUCAAACUUCACAUCAUAGAAGUCAACCCUGAGCAAAAUCCAUUUUUCGACCAUUUUAGAAGGCAAGAAAAGAAGAAAAAGCUUUUAAAUUCAAAAUCUUGUAUCGAUGAUUGGAUUCUAGAAUUUUCAGAGGUUUUCAAGAACUAUGUCGGGUUUAAUUCAGAUUCGUAUUUGGAUCUUCAUGAAAUUGGUAUGAAGUUGUACAUGGAAGCUAUGGACGAUGCGUUAACAAGUGAAGAAUCUCAAGAACUUUUUAAUAAAGCAGCCGAUAAGUUUCAAGAAAUGGCAGCUUUGGCUUUGUUUAAUUGUGGAAAUGUGCAUAUGUCAAAAGCGAGAAAAAGGGUUUUUGAAGAAUCAAAAAAAGAUUUAUACGAAUGGGCACAAAAUGAGUAUUCAAAAGCUGGUGAGAUGUAUGAAAAAGCAAUCAAAGUGAAGCCUGAUUUUUAUGAAGGUUUUUUGGCUUUGGGACAUGAAGAAUUUGAGAAGGCGAAAAUACGUUGGUAUUAUGAGAUUGAGAAAAAUGAUGAUAUUCAAAAGUGGGAUUCGAGUGAUGUUAUUGAACUUUAUAAUAAAGCGGAAGAAAAUAUGGAAAAGGGUAUGGGAAUGUGGGAGGAAAGUGAUAAAAAUGAAGGUGGAAAUAUGAGGUCUUUGAUAAAUGUUUUGUGGGGAACUAUGCUUUAUGAAAGAUCAAGUAUGGAGUAUAAAUUAGGGCUUGAUUUUUGGCAUGAAUGUUUGGAGAUUGCUGUUGAAAAAUUUGAAGUUGCGGGUGUUUCUCAUACGGAUAUUGCUGUUAUGAUAAAGAAUCAUUGUUCUAAUGUCGAUGCACCACAAGGUUUAGGUUUUGAUAUUGAUGAGAUAGUACAAGCAUGGCAUGAAAUGUAUGAAGUGAAAAGAUGGCAAAGUGGUGUUCCUUCUUUUAGAUUAGAACCAUUGCUUCGAAGACGAGUUUCUAAGUUGUUUUACGCCUUUGAACAUGCACAAUGAGUGCCAUUUCAAGAUCCGGUUAUUACAUGCAAAAGGAAAACGGGUGCUUCUUGUUCCACGUCCAACUACUUGGUACUAUUGCAGGUGAGUUGUAAUUAUCAGGACAAAACAUAGUAGAUAACACGGAGGGGUAGUUACGUAAAUUGGUGAAAAAUACUUUGAUUUUUUAAAGUAUUUGUCUUUAAGGUCAUAUAGAGUUAUUUUUGUUGUUUUGGCUUGCAAGUUUUAUUCAUUUGGUGUGUACUCUUAAUUAUGUAACCAAUGUUGAUUUGGUAGAAAGUGAUUUUGGAUUUUGUACACAAUGCCUUAACUUGUACUUUCUUUGUUACUAUUU